Ixodes scapularis (black-legged tick) is the source of this 761-nucleotide messenger RNA. Its product is annotated as sulfotransferase 1C3. The transcript is spliced from 3 exons. The record is from RefSeq and is a predicted model, not a curated record. Gene Ontology annotation, biological process: sulfation. Gene Ontology annotation, cellular component: cytoplasm. Gene Ontology annotation, molecular function: sulfotransferase activity. Lineage: Eukaryota; Metazoa; Arthropoda; Arachnida; Ixodida; Ixodidae. Bases 85 to 747 code for a protein of 220 amino acids.
CGCUUCCGUCCUUCCUCUUCGUUCGCCCUCGUUCUCCAAUGAGCCAGAACAGCAAGAGACGUCUCAUUCUAACCGCGCUCAGCGAUGACCGAGCGACACAAGCCGACGUACAAGCGACACCCCGCCACGGGCUGGGUGUUUCCCCGAGACGGUUUCGAAUGGGCUGGCUUUGAGGCCGCCUGCCGACACCCGCUGUCCCCCAAGGACAUCGUGCUGAUGACCUACCCCAAGUCCGGGACGACCUGGGUGCAGCACAUGCUUUACCUUCUGGUAAGGGACAUGGUCCCCGUACCGGGAGGACGUCGACUGGACAGCUUCGUACCUUACCUGGAGAAAGGAGGACUGGACUUGCUGCGGGGACUGGACCUGUUUCCCCAGCCCAUCAAGACUCACCUGUCUUUCACGGUGAUGCCGUGGAGCGAAAAGCCGCGCUACGUCCUGGUGUUCCGCAACCCGAAGGACGUCUGCGUGUCCCUGUACCAUCACGUGCGUGGGUUCUCUCGGUAUUACCACUUUGACGACGGAUGCUUCGAUGACUUCUUCGAAGAGUUUAUGGAGGGCAACGUGGACUCUGGAGACUAUUUCGAUCACCUGCUGUCACUGUGGAGCCGUCGAGAAGAGUCCAACGUGCUGGUGCUCACCUACGAAGAACUCAGGGCGGAUCCACACGCGGGUGCCCGACGUCUGGUGGAUCACGUCAGGUGGGACACCAUGAGCACUGGGGAUGGCUUCAUAACGAGUUUAUAGGGUUCGUACUCGUG